Molecule: messenger RNA, 1691 nt
Organism: Danio rerio (zebrafish)
Lineage: Eukaryota; Metazoa; Chordata; Actinopteri; Cypriniformes; Danionidae
Source: RefSeq, a predicted model, not a curated record
GCGUUUACCAUCUUGUUGAGGGGGUCUCCCUAUAGGUGACUUUUAUCUUGUUAUUGCCGUGUGACGCCAUAAAGCUGCUCCGCGUUCCUGUUUCUGCAGUCUGUGAAAAAGGUGAUCUAAGCUCCCUCAGCAAUGCACUGAUAGUGAACUAGAGAGCUGAUUGAGAUGGUGUCUAUUAAAGAGGAGAGUGAAGACCUGAAGAUUGAAACGUUUACAGUCAAACAGGAAGAUCCAGAGGAACAAACAGAGCUGAUGGUGCUGAAAGAAGAGACCGAAGACCUCAAUGAACUGGAAGAGAAUCAGUUUGAGAAACACCAAGAUGUAUUGACUGAUGAGAAAUCCACUGAGACGACUUCACCACAUAAAAGAGCUCAGAAAACCAAAUCUAACGAUGAUUUUACCUGCUGUCAAUGUGGGAAAAGCUUUACUCUUAAGCACAACCUUGAAGCCCACAUGAGAAUUCACACCGGAGAGAAGCCUUUCUCGUGCGAUCAGUGUGGAAAGAGUUUCACUCAAAAAUCGAAAAUUAAAGUCCACAUGAGAGUCCACACCAGAGAGAGGCCGUACACGUGUCCCGAGUGUGGAAAGAGUUUCAGGCAAAAGCAGCACCUUAAACUCCACAUCAGAAUUCACACAGGGGAGAAGCCUUUCGCCUGCCAACAGUGUGGGAAUAGUUUCACUCAAAUACAAGCCCUUCAAAACCACAUGGGCAUUCACACUAGAGAGAAGCCUUACAUUUGCACACAGUGUGGUAAAAACUUUAAAUGUAAAAGCUACCUUGAUUCUCACAUCAGGACUCACACCGGAGAGAAGCCGUAUAAAUGUGGCCAGUGUGGAAAGAGUUACAAGCAGCGAGCCAACCUCAGCCAUCACAUGAAAAUUCACACUGGAGAGAAGCCUUUCUCGUGUGAUCAGUGUGGAAAGAGUUUCAGUCAAAAAUCCAAACUUCCAGUCCACAUGAGAGUCCACACCAAAGAGAGGCCUUACACGUGUAUCUACUGUGGAAAGAGUUAUUGCCAAAAACAAUACCUUAAAGUCCACACGAGAAUUCACACAGGAGACAAGCCAUACACGUGUACCGAGUGUGGCAAGAGCUUCCGUCAAAAACAGUACCUUAAAGUUCACAGGAGAAGUCACACAGGAGAGAAGCCGUUUUCCUGCUGCGAAUGUGGGAAACGUUUUCAUCUAAAUCAGUACCUCAAAGCGCACAUGAGAAUUCACACCGGAGAGAGGCCUUUCUCGUGUGAUCAGUGUGAAAAGAGUUUCAGCCACAAGUCGAAACUUGACGUUCACAUGAGAGUUCACACCGGACUGAAGCCUUUCUCAUGCACCGAGUGUGGAAAGAGUUUCUGCCAAAAACAGUAUUUUAAAGUCCACAUGAGAAUUCACACCGGAGAGAAGCCAUUUCACUGCCAACAGUGUGGAAAGGGAUUUAUUCAAUUGCAAUCCCUCAAAAGUCACAUUUCAGUUCACGCUAGAGAGAAACAAUGAGGGAUUUACAUGUUAAGUCAAUGCAAACACGCAAUCCUGCGGGACUUAACUUGGAAAAUCUGUAUACAUUUGCACCGUUUAUCAACUGUGGAGAGGUGAGCGUGAACACCCAAUAAGGGGGGAGAGCAUGCUCGGAGCCCGGCGGCUAAUCAGCAGGUCAAUCGGAAAUGAUAAAUAACACCUGUUUUUCUAGUGAUUGG